This is a messenger RNA of Spea bombifrons (plains spadefoot toad), 917 nucleotides long. RefSeq names its product KTI12 chromatin associated homolog (gene KTI12). The record is from RefSeq and is a predicted model, not a curated record. The transcript has 10 exons. Lineage: Eukaryota; Metazoa; Chordata; Amphibia; Anura; Pelobatidae. Bases 93 to 917 code for a protein of 274 amino acids.
UGACCAGGGGCGCGGUGCAUGCUGGGUGUUGAACAUGGCGCAGCCCAGUUCGGGUCCCGUGGGUAGUAUCUGAUCGGUUUAAUACGAGGAAAAUGCCUCUGGUGGUCUUGUGCGGCUUCCCCUGCAGUGGGAAGAGUCGCAGAGCGGGAGAGCUGCUGGAACAUCUGGAGAAGAUGGGGAGAAAGGUUUGUAUCGUUGGAGACCAUGCCCUUGGGUUAGACCGGAAUGCUGUGUAUGCAGAUUCCAGAAAUGAGAAGGAAGUUCGAGGGACCCUGAGAGCUGCAGUUGAAAGGAAGCUCAAUAAAGAAGAUGUUGUAAUUCUGGAUUCCCUCAACUACAUUAAAGGUUACAGAUAUGAGCUGUAUUGUCUGAUUAAACAUGUGCAGACCCCUCACUGCCUGAUCCAUUGCCUGACAUCACCAGAGACCAGCUCCACGUGGAAUCAACAGCGAGAACAGAGUGAGCGCUACACUCAGGAAAUCUUUGAUGCUUUAGUACAGAGGUUUGAAGCCCCAGAUUCCCGCAAUCGAUGGGACAGUCCCCUCUUUACAUUGCAUAUGGAUGACGAGCUGCCAGUUGAACCGAUCUGCAAUGCCAUCUUUCACAGAAAGGCUCCUCCACCCAACCAGUCAACACAAACCCAACCACUGUCCUCUACAAACUUUCUUCAUGAGCUGGACAAGGUGACACAGGAAGUUGUAAGCGCCAUCUUAAAUGCCCAGAAAACCAGCAUUCCAGGAGAUGUCAUUGUGGUGCCUGGAGCUACUGAAAGAAUAGUUCUGCCACGGAUCCUGAACAUGUCUGAGCUGAGGAGGCUUCGUCACCAGUUUAUAAGUUACACCAAGCUGCACCCCAACGAGAACAUCUCUCAGCUGGCAAACAUGUUUGUGCAGUAUCUGAACCAGAGCAUCUGCUAA